AUGAUAAGAAAACUCUGGAAUAUUCUGAGUCUUGUGGCAAUCAUGACUGUUUACUUUUCAUACAUUACUGCAACUUGUGGAUUGAUUUUUGUGAUUGAUCUAGUGAUGCCUCGGUGUCUGAGCAGAGAUGCUAUUGUAAAAACUGCAAAAGUAGCAUGGCUAAGCCUUACAAAGACUGCUCUGCAUGGAUAUUUCCCAGGAAAGGUGUUUAUAAGGUACGACACUGCAAUUCUUGAUAAUAAAAGGAAUGUUGUGAUCUCAAACCAUCUGACUGAGUAUGAUUGGCUGUUUAUUUCGUGUGUUAUGCAUUAUUUCGAAAGGUUUGGCGAUAUGUACAUUAUACUGAAGAUGUCUUUAAAGGACAUUCCACUGUUAGGAUAUGGAAUGAGAUUCUUUGAGUUUAUUUUUCUGAAUAGAAGGUUGAGCAAGGACAAGGAGUUGAUUAUGUCUGGAGCAUCGAACCUGAAGAAGAAGACAAGAUAUGAUCUUCUGCUGUUCCCUGAAGGAACGUACAUAGACAAAGUCUCGCAUGAAAAGUCGCACAAGUGGGCACAGAAAGGCAGUACAACAGUUGAUGGGCAUGCAUUUGAUCCUGAGGAGGUGAUAUUACCAAGGACAACUGGAUUUGAUAUUCUCAGAGCAGGUAUGAAGGACGAUAUGAAUGGGAUUCUUGAUAUAACGAUUAUUGGAAAUCCUUAUGCAAAAUAUCCAAACGAUGUGUAUUCAUACACAGAGGUUUUGGUGAAUAAAUCAUGCAUGGUGAACUUUGUGUUCUUCCUUGAUUACAUUCCAAACAAUGAUGAUAUGGAUUCGAAAGAAUUUUUGUUGAAAAGAUUUGAAAGAAAAGAGAAGAUGAUUACACAGUACAAAGAAAUAAAAGGGUGUGAUAGGAUAGAAAGUAUGGAUGAGUUCCGCAAAAUUGCUGAUAUGUUGUGUGAUACACGAGUAGAAUACAAAGAUAUUGAAAUUGACUUAUCAUCUCGAUGGGGCCCUUUGUUCUAUGCGAUGUUUGUAUUUGUGUGGAUGAUGAUUGCAGGAUGGCUUGCCAAGUGGAUUUGGAAAUAA
Messenger RNA from Ordospora colligata OC4, 1065 nucleotides. Its product is annotated as lysophospholipid acyltransferase. The transcript has a single exon. The coding region runs from base 1 to 1065 and encodes 354 amino acids. Gene Ontology annotation, cellular component: endomembrane system. NCBI's taxonomy places the organism in Eukaryota, Fungi, Microsporidia, Ordosporidae. The record is from RefSeq and is a predicted model, not a curated record. Gene Ontology annotation, molecular function: acyltransferase activity.